AUGGCUUCUUCAACCAUUGUCCGUCCUAAACAAGGAAAGCAUUUGCUAAAAGAUUUCCUCCUCCAUGAUUAUCAUUCAAGUGAGUUCAAUUCAUUUCCCAGGAAAGCCUCGAAAACAAUCUCAGCUUUCCGGGCAAUGAUAUACAUUGUCAAAAACAUCCAUUUCAUUACUGCAAUUAAAUCUCCUUUGAUUCUGCCUAGAAACCUUUCACGUAAACUAUCUAAAAGGAAUUCACAGGUCGAGGGUGAAACCAAAAUGACGACGGUGAGAGUUAAAGAUAUCUUGCGUUGGAAAUCAUUCCGUGAUUCGGUUGACCAAGAAUCCCAACCGUCGGGUUUUGCUUCUUCUUCCCCUGAUCAUCACUCCACGACGACGCCAUCCACUUCUACUGCUUGUAGAAGCAAUGGCUCAAGCUGGUGCGACAGUGAUUUUUCCUCGGAAUAUGAAGUUGAUGCCAAGGAUCAUAUGGAGACGAAAGCAGAGGUAGCAGCGGCCAAUGCAGCGAAUGGACACAAAACACAGUAUAACUAUGCAAGUGAAGAGAAUGAACAACACAGCCCACUUUCAGUGCUGGAUUAUGGACAGGAAGAAGAUGAUGAAGAAGAAGACUCAUUCUCAUCUUUCAAUCAAAGUCAUGCCAUUACGCAGAGAAUAAAACACAAGCAUUUCCAGAGUGUAGAAAAACUGGAAGAAGAUGAAGAAAGGGCGCUGCAACUGUUGAAUCAUGUCAAAGAAACAAGUUCAUUAACGAGUUGUGACAAUAUCGGUUCCGACAAACUGGUUUCUGAUCUAUUCAGAGAAGAACUAAAUGAAACAAGAGACACAGAGGUUGAAAAUGAAAUGGUUACGGUAACAAAAGCAUGGAUCAACGGGGAUCAGAGCGAGACAGCAAAAUGGGGAUAUGGGGACAAAAGAGGGGCUUAUGCUAGAGAAAUGGACAGGGAAGGAAGGUGGAGCAAGUUUGUUGAAGAACGACAAGAGUUGGCCUGGGAAAUCGAUUGUCACUGGUGUCAGCCGCAAGAAAGGUCGUACUUUAUUACCGUCGUGCUUGAUAUUCACCAAGCCAUUGACACAACAGCACGGGACCGGGUUCUGCUUAUAGCCAUGGGGGAUCACUUUCAAGCUCUUGCCGAUAGCAGCACACCGGUUUACAAAAGGGUCACGAGUUCUGCUACAAGUGAUGGAUCUGUAGUUGACAAUAAAACUACUUCUGAUGAAUUGUUUGCAAGUUAA
Messenger RNA from Hibiscus syriacus, 1233 nucleotides. RefSeq lists its product as uncharacterized. The record is from RefSeq and is a predicted model, not a curated record. NCBI's taxonomy places the organism in Eukaryota, Viridiplantae, Streptophyta, Magnoliopsida, Malvales, Malvaceae. The coding region runs from base 1 to 1233 and encodes 410 amino acids. The transcript is spliced from 4 exons.